Musa acuminata AAA Group (dessert banana) is the source of this 953-nucleotide messenger RNA. RefSeq names its product transcription factor MYB54-like. The coding region runs from base 42 to 752 and encodes 236 amino acids. Gene Ontology annotation, molecular function: DNA-binding transcription factor activity, RNA polymerase II-specific; RNA polymerase II cis-regulatory region sequence-specific DNA binding. The record is from RefSeq and is a predicted model, not a curated record. NCBI's taxonomy places the organism in Eukaryota, Viridiplantae, Streptophyta, Magnoliopsida, Zingiberales, Musaceae. Gene Ontology annotation, cellular component: nucleus. Gene Ontology annotation, biological process: regulation of DNA-templated transcription. The transcript has 3 exons.
AUCCGUAACUCUCUAACUAGAAACUCUCCAUCGCAUUUUAUAUGUCUCCCCACUAUCUCCACCUCUGCGAUCUUCUUUUCCACCGAAGGCAUACUGAUCGUCGAGAGAUGUGCACCAAAGGUCACUGGAGGCCUGCAGAGGACGCGAAGCUCACGGAAUUGGUUGCCAAAUAUGGCCCUCAUAACUGGAACGCCAUCGCCGAGAUGCUUCAGGGUAGAUCAGGAAAGAGCUGUAGGUUGAGAUGGUACAAUCAACUGGAUCCAAGGAUCAACAAGAAUCCUUUCACGGAGGAGGAAGACCAGCUGCUGCUCGCCGCUCAUCAGAUCUAUGGAAACAGGUGGGCUAUCAUCGCACGCCUAUUCCCCGGACGCACCGAUAACGCCGUGAAGAACCAUUGGCAUGUGAUCAUGGCACGGAAGCACAGAGAACGGUCUCGGCUUCAUGGUAACUUCGUCGACGAGGAGCAGUCUCAGAGAUGCAAGAAGAGAAAGCUCGAGCCGAGAAAUAUGGUUUCCAUGAUCGAGGAGUCUGAUAGAACAUCUGUCACGGUUCAUCACUCUCAGCAUGAGGAUUCUCACCUCGACAUGUGUGAAGAUAGAGAUAACUCGAUGGAGUUCUAUGACUUCCUCCAAGUAAACAGUGACUCUGAAAGCACUCAGGAGGAUUUGGGAAGAAAGAGAGAAGAAGAUGGGGAGGAGAAGAAGGGAACUCAUGUCAGGUUCAUUGAUUUCAUGGCUGUCGGAAGCAUAUAAUUAUGCUUAUAGGAAAAGAAUUAACAUCUUCACAAUCUGUUUAAUUUGUGUACUGCGCAUAAACCCUAACAUAUAUUUAAUCAUGACAACUGACAUGUACAUGGCUUGCAAGCUCUCCGAAUGAAAGCAUUCCUCAAGAGCAUGCAUCUAUGGAUUUGUAGAAACAUUGAUGAGUCGACAACUGUAAUAUACUUCAUGUAA